This is a messenger RNA of Seminavis robusta, 1599 nucleotides long. The record is from the annotation of a GenBank genome assembly. Lineage: Eukaryota; Bacillariophyta; Bacillariophyceae; Naviculales; Naviculaceae.
CUAGCUAGCAGUAGACUAGUACCGGUAGAUCUUGGGCCCCGUCCCACUCCUUGCCCGUAAACAUAGAGCUCGGUAACAUAGAGCUCGGUAUUGUAGAAUAUUCUGUAUUCCAUUGCAUGGUAUUCGAUGGCUAGGACAAAGCAGACAGCCAAGCAAAGGGUUAAAGAGAGGAAACAGUUUCUUGCAAGCAACGGAAUAUUUGGCAUUGCGGAUGAACCUGGAGACAAUACCCCGCAAAAGGACAGUCGAACGCGGUAUGGGAAUGCCUUCUAUCAGCAAUGCACGGAAAUGAAAACAGAGACUUCUGCGACCACAGAUUCCCCACGCCUCAAAGAGGGGGAUACCCGACCUCUUUCCUCUGGAAUCUAUCUUUGGGACUGGAAACAAGACAGUUCUUGCGAAUACAAAGUCCGUGGUGGCUUUCUCGGCUGCACGGAAUUCGCUUUUUUCGCCAAUGCAGCCAUUGUAACCACAGCGAGUGCCGGCAGCUCGUCGGAUCAUCUGGUGCAACUUCACUUGCAAGAAUGUGACAACAGCAGCGAUAGCAGCAACAACAACAAUGACAAGCGGCAGUUUUGUGCAGUUCUCUACACCAAGGAUGAUGUCAAUUCGUGGGAAUACUACGAAAGCCCAGAUCAGGACCUUCAUUUUACAAAGAUUCCCCAAUGCAUCAACCCCACCAUUGAUUCGCACCAAGCAGCCCAUGGAGAACCACAACAACAUGGGGGAAUACACUCGGAUGUAUGGACUGUGCAACGCCCAGAUUUGAUUCCAGCUGUCAAACCCAAACUCAACAAACUUGCGGCGACCACACAAGAUCGUCCAAUUCCUCGAUAUCAAAUGAUUAUUGAUCCCAAUCAAUGCGAACGAAAAGGAAAGUGGGUCCCCUCAGAAUUCGACGUGACGCCGGAAGCAAAAGUGAAACUGGUUGGCGGAGAUCGAGCACAUUGGAUGGAUACCAAUCUCAUUGACUCUGUGGCAACUCCAGUGCUCCAAGCAGCCCUCCCACUCCUUUCUAAAUUGAAACGUCCCAAACUCUUGUUGGAACAGCAACGGUUGCAAGUUGCCGUCAAGGCGCAGAGAAUCUUCCUCCCACCCUCUACGGAUGAAAAGGAUUCAGAAUACAUUGGCCUCUGGCAUAUUGAUGGACAACAUGAACCCGUGGCGGCCGUGAUAUUGUUUUACUAUCAUGUGGCCAAGGAUCUACGAGGUGGGAAUAUGGAGUUUCUGGAUCGCAAGCCAAUGAUGGUAAAAACCAGCUUUGCCUCGAGUGGCGGAAUCAACCAAUUCAAUAGCACCAAUGUUCGAGAGAUGCUGCGAGGCAACGACAAUUCACGCCACGCCAAUUGUUCUGUACCAAUUGAAGAAGAAGGAACACUGCUGGUGUUCAGCAACUAUCAGAUGGUCCAUCGGGUCUUGAAAAUGAUUAAUCAAUCUACCACGUCCGAGGCCUCUCGAGAUUUUGUGGCCCUCUUUGUCAUGGAUCCGGCCGCGGCUCCCUUGGUUCCCGCACGCUGUCAUUUGGCCCAGCAAUACGUUACGUUGAUGCAGCGCACCCUGGAAGGUCUCUGCCUUUCGACGAGACCUUGCUCAUGCUAG